AUGGACGAAUCGGUUUGUGCUCCGACGGCGAAUCUUUUCAUUUCAUACACUCCAUUUCAAUUGGCUCUCUCGUUUCAUGUGAUUGUCAGUGGAGUUACGCUAUUUCUAAUCAUUCCGGUGAUUCAAGAGGUCAAAAAGUCGUACUUUCAUCCAAAUUGUAAGAUUCUUCUCAUCUACCUCCUCAUUUGGUUUAUCCUUCACGCACUCAGCAUGGGUUUCACCAUGACCCUUUUCGCCUUUAUGACGUACAGCUACAUUCUCGAGAAAGAAGAUUUCUCUUCAAUGGUUCCAUAUUGUACUCUCGGCAAUCAAUAUACUCUUCCACAUCUUGAUCUCUGGUUUCGAUACACUCCAAUUGUGGAUAUCAGUUGUUUGCUGAUUAUGCUAAUUCUUGCAUUCCGGAAUGGGAAAGCAAAAAAGUUUGAGAUAAAA
This is a messenger RNA of Mesorhabditis belari, 432 nucleotides long. NCBI's taxonomy places the organism in Eukaryota, Metazoa, Nematoda, Chromadorea, Rhabditida, Rhabditidae. The record is from the annotation of a GenBank genome assembly.